AUUAUUAUUUUUCUCUCUUUGUUAUUUUAUUUCCCUUUUGUAGAAAACAAAAAUAUAAUAAAAACCCACUACUGUUGUCUGACAUAGACUUGUAUCCUGCCGCGGCCUUAUCUGUAGAUCAAGGAAACAGAGCACUUCUCCAUACGCGUUGAGAGAGAGAGAGAGAGAGCUUAAACUAAUCUCUCAACUCCAAAUCCUCAUCUGGGUCCUUCUCUUUUACCCUGUACUUCAAAUCCUUCGUUGAUAUUUUCUUCUUAUCUUCUGCCACUUUCCUCACUUCCACAAAGUUUUAUUCACUACUCUGUUUUGCUGGCAGAGCUUGUUGGGUAGGGGUUGGGAGCUUUCUUGUUUCUUCUUUGUUUUAAUAAUUCCCAUUUUUUUAUUUCUUAUUCUGUUGGUGACUGACUCUAAAACAUGUGGGGUUUUAUUCUUUGCCUCCUAAACAAAGGCAAAUGUUGAUCUUUCUGGAUCUGCAGGCGUGAUUUUGGGGUACAAUACGGGGCAUAUCUAUUUAAAGUUUUUAUCCCCCUUCCCCAUUUCUUUAAAUUGACUGAGCCUUGUAGUUUACUUCAAAUUCUAAACACUUUGUACAGAAGGCGUUUUCUUUGGUUUUUCAAGUCAAUAGAUGGUACUUCAUUAGCUGAUAACACAGUGUUGAGUCCGAAAUGGGAUCUAAUAAUGCGUUUUAUUCUGGUGAAUUCAAUUUGGAUGAUAAGUGGCUGGUUGAUCCUAAGCUUCUUUUUGUUGGACCAAAGAUUGGAGAAGGUGCUCAUGCCAAAGUUUAUGAGGGAAAGUAUAAGAAUCAAAAUGUUGCUAUUAAAGUUGUUCAUAGAGGAGAAACCCCAGAAGAGAUUGCCAAGAGAGAAGCAAGGUUUGCGAGAGAGGUUGCAAUGUUAUCUAGAGUUCAACACAAAAAUCUAGUCAAGUUUAUUGGGGCUUGCAAGGAACCUGUAAUGGUGAUAGUAACCGAGCUUCUUUUAGGUGGGACAUUGCGUAAAUACCUGUUGAACUUGCGACCAAGAUGCUUGGAGAUGCAUGUAGCAAUUGGGUUUGCACUUGACAUUGCUCGUGCAAUGGAAUGCAUACACGCACACGGAAUCAUUCAUCGUGACCUUAAACCUGAGAACUUGAUAUUGACUGCCGACCAUAAAACAGUUAAACUUGCAGAUUUUGGUUUAGCUAGAGAAGAGUCAUUAACAGAGAUGAUGACUGCUGAAACUGGGACAUAUCGUUGGAUGGCUCCAGAGCUUUACAGCACUGUCACAUUAAGGCAUGGCGAGAAAAAGCAUUACAAUCACAAGGUUGAUGCUUAUAGCUUUGCGAUUGUCUUGUGGGAACUCAUCCACAAUAAAUUGCCAUUUGAAGGCAUGUCAAAUCUACAGGCAGCAUAUGCAGCAGCUUUUAAGAAUGUAAGACCCAGUGCGGAGAAUCUCCCAGAGGAUUUAGCAAUGAUCGUGACCUCAUGUUGGCAAGAGGAUCCAAAUGCUCGACCCAAUUUCGGCCAGAUUAUACAGAUGCUCCUGCACUAUCUUUCCACCGUUUCACCACAAGAACCUGUCAUCCCUGCUCGGAUAUUCACUUCAGAGAAUGCUGUACUGCCACCAGAGUCUCCUGGCACAAGUUCUUUAAUGGCUGUUAGAGAUGACUCAGGGGAAACCCCAGAAGCACAGAUGGAAGACAAACCAAGAAGUUUCUUUUCCUGCUUUAACCAGUGUUACUGAUCCCUCCAAAGGCACAAAGUCGUCUGUGGAGGUACUUUAGGCAAGCUCAAUAAGCAAUAGUCUCAAAAUAUUAGGAAAUACAUCUUGAUAAGAAAAAUGUCAAUCUAGUUAGUUCAGUUGCAACAGGAAAGACCAGACCUAGUAUCUGAUGUCUCCGUUAACUUUCCAUACUCCUUUUACAUGAAUAUCAGUUUGUUCUGACUAAGUUCACCUGGACACUGGAGGUAGGUUUUGCUGUGAUGUAUCAUCAUUAUUGUAAAAUAAGGUCCAUCCAGAGGCCUUUACUCCUGUUGAUAAUGAAUCUAAAUGAGUUUUGUAAGAA
Messenger RNA from Hevea brasiliensis (rubber tree), 2043 nucleotides. RefSeq names its product serine/threonine-protein kinase STY13. The record is from RefSeq and is a predicted model, not a curated record. The transcript has 6 exons. Gene Ontology annotation, biological process: protein phosphorylation. Bases 666 to 1721 code for a protein of 351 amino acids. Gene Ontology annotation, molecular function: protein kinase activity; ATP binding. Lineage: Eukaryota; Viridiplantae; Streptophyta; Magnoliopsida; Malpighiales; Euphorbiaceae.